Molecule: messenger RNA, 1911 nt
Organism: Schizophyllum commune H4-8
Lineage: Eukaryota; Fungi; Basidiomycota; Agaricomycetes; Agaricales; Schizophyllaceae
Exons: 11
Coding region: 59-1687 (542 amino acids)
Biological process (GO): N-glycan processing
Cellular component (GO): glucosidase II complex
Molecular function (GO): protein binding
Source: RefSeq, a predicted model, not a curated record
CGAGCUUGGCGGCGACACGUCCACGGUGCCCCGCGUUGCGACCUUGUUUGCCGCCGUCAUGCGCGCCGCGCUCCUCCUUCUCCCCAUCUUGAGCCCAGUGCUCGCAGCGUACGAGAAGACGCUGGGCGUGCCCCCCGCUUUACUGUUGAAAUACUCACCCCAAGCGUCGGGGAAGUGGAGAUGUCUUGAUGGCUCGAAGGAGAUCCCUUGGGACUUUGUAAACGACGAUUCGUGCGACUGUCCGGACGGCAGUGAUGAGCCAGGAACCUCGGCUUGCCCGAAUAGCACGUUCUACUGCAGGAAUGAAGGGCAUAUAGGCGCCACCAUCCCCAGCUCACGCGUGAACGAUGGCAUAUGCGAGGCUGAAUGCUGUGACGGUAGCGACGAAGCGCCCGGCGUGUGUCCGAACACCUGCAAGGAAGUAGGCGAGGCGUACCGUCAGAAACGCGCGCAGGAGCUCAAGAUACAGAAGACCGGCUCGAAGAUCCGCUCUUCCUACAUCGCCUACGCGCAGAAGGAGAAAAAGCGAUUGGAGGGUCUUGUGCAGAACCUCGCGGAUGAGAUCGCUGUGCGCGCGAAGGAAGUCGAGCGCUUGCGAGACAUUGCCGACCGCGCCGAGUCCAUCUCAGCCGCCGCCCUUGAACGCAAGAAGCAGUCGCCCGUCUUCCAAACCCUUCUCGAGCACGCCUCCGCGCUCAAGUCCCUCCAGCGCGAGUACAAGAAGCGCGCCGCCGCCGAGAAGCAGCUCGGCGAGAUCCUCGACACGCUCCGCUCGGGGUACAACCCGAACUACCAGGACAUGGCCGUGCUCGCUGCCGUGCGCGCGUGGGAGGAGCAUGCGGGUCUCCCGCAUGUGGGCGUGGAGGCGGAUGCGGCGGCGAAAGAGGAAGAGGCGGGUGACAAGGGAAAGAAGGAGAAAGCGAAGAAGGAUGAGAAGAUCCCGGAGGACGAGUGGACGUUGGAGGAGCUGGAGCAGGAUCUGGAUGAGCUGUUGAAGAUGGAUUAUGUGGAGUUGCUGCUGGAGUCGGAGGAUGGGUCUGCGGCGUCGGAUGGAUCGAUGAUCUUUGACCUCGCGGCCUACCUGCCAGAUUCCGUCAUCCCUGCGUACGAGGACUUCAAGGACGCGUUCGUAGUAUUGCUGCAGACAUUUGGGAUCAUCAAGCCUCAGACGGACUCGCCCAGUGGUACCGACACCUCCAAAUCCCGCCAAGCCCUGCAAUCUGCCGAGAAGGCGCUUUCCAAGGUAGAGAAGGAUAAGAAGGACGCGGACGAGCAGCUGGCGAAGCUGAGCGAUCCCGCCGGCUACGGAACGGAGGGCGAGUGGAAGAAGUUGCAGGACUUGUGCAUCGAGCGGGAGAUGGGCGACUACAAGUAUGAAUUGUGCUUCUUCAAGGAGGCGAAGCAGAAGCCGCUCAAGGGCGGGUCGAACUUCAGCCUGGGUAAAUGGGGCUCGUGGAACACCGACGCGGAGAAGGGCACGCCCGAGUACUACUCAAAGCAGCUUUACACGAAGGGCGCGCGCUGUUGGAAUGGGCCGGAGCGGACAGUGUCGGUCGUCCUCACCUGCGGCACUGACAACGCGAUUACGAGCGUCUCCGAACUCGAGAAGUGCCAGUACCAGUACACGGCGACGACGCCGGCGCUCUGCUUGCCGGUCGACGAGGGCAAUGUGAAGGAUGAGCUGUAAGGUACUGUUAUAUGCUAGGCGUACAACAAUCCAGGAGCGGGAAAGCGUAGGGCAUGGACGGUCCGAGUGAAUUGAUGGGACCGACGGGGACUGCUUGGGAGUGGUCAUCGUAUUCGUCGAUGGCGCAAGAUCUCCGGUCCCAUCAUCAGUACCAAGUACAUACUUGUAUUGUAGCAUCUCGAACGUGCUGUUGCGUGCACCGUCGGUCGGGGAAAGCGUCCAUG